GAAAGACAGACUGGGCCCAGCGUGACCCCACAGAAACCUGUGCUCCCAUCUCUCCCUGACAGCAACCUCUGGAAGGUCUGGCACAUGGAGGACACACCACACCGAGGAGAGUCCACCUCUCUCACACCCAUGGCCAACGGUUCGGAGAACAUGGGGGCUGAGUUCUUGGAAAGCCUGGAGGAAAACCAGCCCCCUGACAACAACUUGAGCCCCACAGAGGGCCAGGACCACUGCAGUGAAGCCAGGCCCAAGCCCCUCUCCACAUGGAGGAACCUGAAGCCAGGCCUGAGAGUUAGAAGCUUCUGCAGGGAGCAUGCACAGCUGCUUCGAUGGACCAGCACAGGCCUGCUCUGCACUGCUUACUCGGCCUUUCUGCUGGUUGCCUGCCUCCUAGACUUCCAGAGGGCCUUGGCACUGUUUGUCCUCACCUGUGUGGUCCUCGCCUUCUGGGCCCACAGCCUGCUGAAGAGGCUUCUGGAGCCAAAGCUGAGGAGGUGUGUCAGACCUCCGGGCCAUCCCUGCCUGAAGGUCUGGGUUAAGAGGGGCCUUGCUCUCGCUGCUGUCCUGGUCCUGGUCCUGUGGCUGUCCCUGGACACGGCUCAGAGGCCUGAACAGUUGGUGUCCUUUGCAGGAAUCUGUGUGUUCCUCACCCUCCUCUUUGCCUGCUCAAAACAUCACCGCGCAGUGUCCUGGCGGGCUGUGUCCUGGGGCCUUGCGCUGCAGUUUGCACUUGGUCUCUUUGUCAUCAGAACAGAACCAGGAUUUAUUGCCUUCCAGUGGCUGGGUGACCAGAUCCAGAUCUUCCUGAGUUACACGGAGGCCGGCUCCAGCUUUGUGUUCGGGGAGGCUCUGGUCAAGGAUGUCUUUGCCUUUCAGGUUUUGCCCAUCAUUGUCUUCUUCAGCUGCAUAAUGUCAGUUCUCUACUAUGUGGGCCUCAUGCAGUGGGUGAUCUUAAAGAUUGCCUGGCUGCUACAGGUCACCAUGGGCACCACAGCCACUGAGACCCUGAGUGUGGCCGGAAACAUCUUUGUGAGCCAGAGAUGGAGUCUUGCUCUGUUGCCCUGUCCAAUGUUGAACUGGCCUCAAGUGAUCCUCCCACCUUGGCCUCUCAAAGUUCUGGGAUUACAGACAGAGGCUCCUCUGCUGAUCCGGCCCUACUUGGCAGACAUGACACUCUCUGAAGUCCACGUCGUCAUGACUGGAGGCUAUGCCACCAUUGCCGGUAGCCUGCUGGGUGCCUAUAUCUCCUUUGGGAUCGAUGCCUCCUCGUUGAUUGCUGCUUCCGUGAUGGCUGCCCCCUGUGCUUUGGCCCUCUCCAAGCUGAUCUACCCAGAGGUGGAGGAGUCCAAGUUCAGGAGUGAGGAAGAUGUGAAACUGACCUACGGAGAUGCUCAGAACCUCAUAGAAGCAGUCAGCAGUGGGGCCAGCAUCUCAGUGAGGGUGGUCACCAACAUUGCUGCCAACCUGAUCGCAUUCCUAGCUGUGCUGGCCUUCGUCAAUGCUGCCCUGUCCUGGCUGGGAGACAUGGUGGACGUCCAGGAGCUCAGCUUCCAGCUCAUCUGCUCCUAUGUCCUGCGUCCGGUGGCCUUCUUGAUGGGUGUGGCCUGGGAGGACUGCCCAGUGGUGGCUGAGCUGCUGGGGACCAAGCUAUUUCUGAAUGAGUUUGUGGCCUAUCAGGAACUCUCCAAGUACAAGCAGCACCGCCUGGCAGGGGCUGAGGAGUGGGCUGGCACCAGGAAGCAGUGGAUCUCCGUCAGGGCAGAAGUGCUCACGACAUUUGCCCUCUGUGGAUUUGCCAACUUCAGCUCCAUUGGGAUAAUGCUGGGAGGCCUGACCUCCAUGGCCCCCCAACGGAAGAGCGACUUCUCCCAGAUCGUGCUCCGGGCGCUGUUCACUGGGGCCUGUGUGUCCCUGGUGAAUGCCUGCGUGGCAGGGGUCCUCUAUGUGCCCAGGGAGCCCGAGGUCAACUGCACAUCCCUCCUAAACACAGCGCUCAGCAGCAGCAACUUUGAGGUGUAUCAGUGCUGCCACAAGGCCUUCCAGAGCAUCAGCCCGGAGUUGGGCCCAGAAGCCCUGGACAACUGCUGUCGAUUUUACAACCACACGGUCUGUGCAUAGUGGGGACAGACGUCCUUGUGCCUUCUGAGAGCUGCUCUUCUCCAGGAAGCAUCUGUCCCCAUCUUCCCCUGCCCAGGCCCCUGCUCAGGGAAGCCACAAGGCUUAGACCUCCAAAGUCCCACAGCUGGGAAGAGGUAAUGGAGUGAGUGGGCACUUCUCUCAGCACCCCCAUUUGCCUAGCUCCCCCAACGUAAAUUUUCAGGCUCACCUCUGCCUCCUUCUGUUUCUCCUCCACAUCUAAACAGCACCCUGGUCCUCUGCCUUCUCCUCUCCUUGAGUCCCUCACACACACCUUUCCCCUCUGUUGUGGGCCCCACACCAAAGCAUCCUCCCUUCUCCCCUCCUGGACUCUGGACUCUCUGCAGGCUUCCCUGUCCACUGCUGUCUCCUGGAGAUCCCUUUCUCUAUUUUCAAAGACUCCCCUCCUCACUGCCUUCCACCAUAGCACUUCCCAAACUGAUGUCCUGUGGAACACGGUCCCACAAGGUAUUCAGAGACUUCCAUGAUCCACUAUAUUUGGAAAACGCUGGGUUAAAUAAAGUUGGACAGGAUUA
Molecule: messenger RNA, 2672 nt
Organism: Nycticebus coucang (slow loris)
Lineage: Eukaryota; Metazoa; Chordata; Mammalia; Primates; Lorisidae
Gene: SLC28A1
Product: solute carrier family 28 member 1
Exons: 19
Coding region: 85-2118 (677 amino acids)
Biological process (GO): cytidine transport; nucleoside transmembrane transport; uridine transmembrane transport
Cellular component (GO): membrane
Molecular function (GO): pyrimidine- and adenosine-specific:sodium symporter activity
Source: RefSeq, a predicted model, not a curated record